Aureobasidium pullulans EXF-150 is the source of this 729-nucleotide messenger RNA. Its product is annotated as glycoside hydrolase. Lineage: Eukaryota; Fungi; Ascomycota; Dothideomycetes; Dothideales; Saccotheciaceae. The annotation marks the transcript as partial. The transcript has a single exon. The record is from RefSeq and is a predicted model, not a curated record.
AUGUCUUUCAAGAUCGCCGCCGCUGCCGCUUUGGCUACCCUCGCCUCCACCGUCUCUGCUCACGGUCACCUCCAGAGCAUUGGUGCAUCUGGCACUACCUAUGCUGGAUUCAACAACUCUAUCCUCUACUCAAACACCAAGCCCGACCUGAUUGCCUGGUCCGACACUGUCAAGGACAAUGGCUACGUCGCUGACUACACCAGCCCUGACAUGAUCUGCCACGCUGGUGCUGGCAACGCUAAGCUCUCUGCCCCUGUCAACGGUGGUGAUUCUAUCUCCUUCAACUGGGACACCUGGCCUACUUCUCACAAGGGACCCGUCAUCACUUACCUCGCCAAGUGCGAUGGUGACUGCGCUGACGCCGACAAGGCCUCCCUUAAGUGGUUCAAGAUCGAUGCCACCGGUAUCGUCUCUGGAGACAGCAACACUGGUACUUGGGCCUCCGACAAGCUGAUCUCUGACGGCUUCAAGUGGGAUGUUAAGAUCCCCGACACCAUUGCCUCGGGUAACUACGUCGCUCGUCACGAGAUCAUCGCUCUCCACAGCGCCAACAACGUUGGUGGUGCUCAGAACUACCCUCAGUGCAUCAACAUCGAGGUCAAGAGCUCCGGUUCUGACGAGCCCGAGGGUGUUGUCGGUACCGAGCUGUACACUGCCCAGGACAAGGGUAUCUACGUCAACAUCUACUACCCUCCCUUCGAGCAGUACGACAUGCCCGGCCCUGCCCUU